UGAGUGGGAGAAGACGCUCGGGUUGUUAAGGAGACUCCUCCCGCCUCCUGGGGAAACCCGGCUUUUUCUGUGCUUUGCCAUUGGUUGUUGUUAUCCUGGGGUCCCGGCGCGGACAACGUGAGGGGAAAAAUGGCGGCGGUGGCAGUUGGGGCCCCCGGGUGCCGCGUGUCCAGCGGACGGGACCUCAACUGCGUCCCAGAAGUGGCUGAUACGUUGGGGGCCGUGGCGAAACAAGGCUUCGAUUUCCUUUGCAUGCCCGUCUUCCACCCCCGAUUCAAGAGGGAGUUCACCCAGGAACCUGCCAAGACCCGCCGUGGGCCCCAUACACGGUCUGACCUGCUGCUGUCAGGACGGGACUGGAAUACUUUGAUUGUGGGAAAGCUAUCUCCAUGGAUCCGCCCUGAUUCCAAAGUGGAGAAGAUAAGAAGGAAUUCAGAGGCGGCCAUGUUGCAGGAGUUGAAUUUUGGGGCAUACCUGGGGCUUCCAGCUUUCCUGUUACCUCUCACUCAAGAAGAUAACACUAACCUGGCCAGAGUCCUGACCAAUCACAUUCACACAGGCCAUCAUUCUUCCAUGUUCUGGAUUCGAGUACCCUUGAUGGCAGCAGAAGACCUACGGGAUGAUGUCAUUGGGAAUGAACCUCUUACACGGACAGAGCCAUAUAUUGGGGAGGAGAAGACAUGGAUGUGGUGGCAUAACUUUCGAACCCUUUGUGACUACAGCAAGAGGAUUGCAGUGGCUAUUGAAGUUGGUGCUGACCUCCCAUCCAAUCAUAUUAUUGACCGAUGGCUUGGGGAGCCAAUCAAAGCAGCCAUCCUUCCCACCAGCAUCUUCUUGACCAAUAAGAAGGGAUUCCCUGUCCUUUCUAAGGCACACCAGAGGUUGAUCUUCCUGCUCCUCAAGUUGGAAGUACAGUUCAUCAUUACUGGUGCCAAUCAUCACUCGGAAAAGGAAUUCUGCACCUACCUGCAGUAUUUGGAAUACCUGAGCCAGAACCGUCCACCGCCUAAUGCCUAUGAACUCUUUGCCAAGGGCUAUGAGGACUAUCUCCAGUCACCACUCCAGCCACUGAUGGACAAUCUGGAGUCACAAACUUAUGAAGUGUUUGAGAAGGAUCCCAUCAAAUACUCCCAGUACCAGCAGGCUAUCUACAAAUGUCUCUUGGAUCGUGUACCAGAAGAGGAAAAGAUUACCAAUGUACAGGUAUUAAUGGUGUUAGGUGCAGGCCGGGGUCCUCUGGUGAAUGCUUCCCUGCGGGCUGCCCAGCAAGCUGAUCGGAGGGUGAAGCUGUAUGCUGUAGAGAAGAACCCCAAUGCUGUGGUUACGUUGGAGAACUGGCAGUAUGAAGAGUGGGGCAGGCAGGUGACAGUGGUAUCAUCAGACAUGCGGGAAUGGGUAGCACCUGAGAAGGCGGACAUCAUUGUUAGUGAACUCCUGGGCUCCUUUGCAGAUAAUGAACUAUCACCUGAAUGCCUGGAUGGAGCCCAGCACUUCCUAAAAGAUGAUGGAGUGAGCAUCCCAGGGGAGUAUACGUCUUUCCUAGCCCCCAUCUCCUCAUCUAAGCUGUACAAUGAAGUCCGGGCAUGUCGAGAAAAGGACCGAGACCCUGAGGCCCAGUUUGAGAUGCCUUACGUAGUUCGACUGCACAACUUUCACCAGCUUGCUGAACCCCAGCCUUGCUUUACCUUUAGCCAUCCCAACCGAGAUCCUGUGAUUGACAACAACCGCUACCGCACAUUGGAGUUUCCUGUAGAGGUGAACACUGUCCUGCAUGGGUUUGCAGGCUACUUUGAGACCGUGCUUUAUCAGGACAUUACUCUGAGUAUCCGUCCAGAGACCCACUCUCCUGGAAUGUUCUCCUGGUUUCCUAUUCUUUUUCCUAUCAAGCAGCCCAUCACUGUGCAUGAAGGGCAGACUAUCUGUGUGCGAUUCUGGCGAUGCAGCAAUGCCAAGAAGGUGUGGUAUGAAUGGGCAGUGACGGCACCUAUCUGCUCAGCUAUUCACAACCCUACUGGUCGCUCCUAUACCAUCGGCCUCUAGUGCUGCCUGCUAGUGCCCAAAGCCUUAGGAACCAGGAACCAGCUCCCAGUUCCCCUGUAGCACUGAAAGAACCAGUAAUUAUUCCCUAGGACUGCAUCACCAUUGCCAUUCAUCAGAUCAGGGUAUCCUCAUCUGCUUUUCUCGUUUUGUAUAAAGGUGGGUAAAAGGGCAGAAUUAAUUAAUUAGAGUGCCCCUUGUCCCAUUCUAUGAAAGAUCCUGGGCUGCAGAAUGUGAAGCCACAGGGACGGCACAGCUUCCAGGGCUUCCUGGAACAAACCCUGAUAAUACUGGACUGAGUGAUUUUCAACCCUGCCCAACUCUGUGUUCCUCAUGGUUCUUCUAUGUCAAAGGAAAUACAAAUAAAGCAAAAUUAUGGCCCUUCCUGCCCCCACUCACCCUUGCCCCUGCCUCUGAUUCUUAGGACCCGAUAUAUAAACUCAGUCACAUUCAUUUCUAGGCCAGGAGCCAGAUCCUGAAAUCACCUGAGUGAGAGCCAUUCUUGUCCUAUAGCCAGGAAGUUGAAUUGAGCAUCCUUUUGGCCGUUGGAGCCAACAUUUUGCUAAGCCUUGGCUUGUCAGUUGGGACAGUUAUAUACCUGCCCUACAGGGAAAGAAUUUCAGGGUUGGAAGGGAUUUCUGAGGCCAUUUUGUCCAACCUAUUGCUUGAAUAAGAACUCCCCUCUAUGAUAGACAAGUAGACAUCCAGUUUUUUUUGUUUUAACUCUCUAGUGAGGAAGGAUCCAUUAUUUACCCAAGUAGACUAAUUUCUUUUUGGAUGGCUCUUAAGUGUUAAAUGGGUUUUUCUUAUA
Messenger RNA from Vombatus ursinus (common wombat), 2848 nucleotides. RefSeq names its product protein arginine methyltransferase 5 (gene PRMT5). Gene Ontology annotation, cellular component: nucleus; cytosol. The transcript is spliced from 17 exons. NCBI's taxonomy places the organism in Eukaryota, Metazoa, Chordata, Mammalia, Diprotodontia, Vombatidae. Gene Ontology annotation, biological process: regulation of DNA-templated transcription; peptidyl-arginine N-methylation. The record is from RefSeq and is a predicted model, not a curated record. Bases 130 to 2040 code for a protein of 636 amino acids.